UUGAGCAACACUGUUCUCUGAUGCAUCCUGCUGUGGUCAGAGGCGUUGAUCCUCUUUUUUGGUUCCUCUCAAGGCAUGCAACACUCUUGGGCAUUAAUGAAGAAAAGCACCGUGUGAAAGCACCACCUUCAGGCAGAGAGUUUUGAUAAUAUAUAUAUCUCAACUUUGUAGCUUUUACCUACUGCUGUUGCCAUCAAACAAACUUACAAUGGCAUCGAUUGGUCCUUCCUUCUUUAUUCUGGGUGUCGUUAUGGUUACUGUCAUAGCAGCACAGACAUCAUCAUCACCAGAUAUAACCGUCACAACAACAGAAUCAAAUGACCAAAACAGCAGCAUGACCAACACAGCCUCUGUGAGUACUUUGAUCUCUGAAAAAACCUCCUACACCACCAUCGCCAUCAACAAUACUGCCAACGUCACCAGUGAGCCUGGUAACCGUACCACAAGCAUCAACUUCACCAGUACCAUCACAACUUUGACAAUGAAAGGGAAUGAAGGCCCUGAAUCCUCCAAAUCUACCCAAAGCCCGAUGACCACAUCUACACCCCUCUCUGCUUCUCAAAGCACCCUCACAACAAAAGGCAAAACUACCGAACACGGGCAGAACACUGCAACAACUGACCGCACUGGCAUUAUCAUCCUUGUCGUGAUCAUCAUCGUAGCUCUUGGAUUUGGAAUUGCCUGCUAUUUUGCGAGGAAGAGAGGAAGGCGCUACUCUGUUGACUUCAACUCCAGACCAGAUGAAGCCAACAUCCCUCUCAGCACCAUACCGUCUGAAAUGCCUCCUGAUAACGCACCUCAGAACGGUCUGCAAACCUUUCAAAGUAUAGAAACUAACGCGAAAGAGUCUCAAGAACCAGAGGCAAAACCUUUAGUACAGGAGGAGCAAAAAGCUGAGGCUGAUAAAUCUGUUGUUGAUCCAAGCGCUGAGUCUGCAGACAGCUCUGGGGACAAACCCAAAGAGGAUGUCGCUGAGCAGAGUCCUCCCGCACCUGUGGGGCCGAACCCGGAAGAGAAAACUGAUGAUGAAGGCAUCGUCUCCAACAAGACCUCAGUGGAGUCACUGAAGGAGACAAAUGAGAACAACAGCAACAAUGCUGACGUGACUCAGAAGAAAGAUUGGAAGUUUACAAAUGUCUUUUGGGAAGUUUCCCUGGACAACCCGGUGUGAGACAUCUUUGCCUUUCUGCUCUGGUCUUCAGACACGUGAUCGAAGAAAGACUCAUAAACUCAAGUGACCGCAGUGGAAGAAGAAGAUACUUCUGUUCAUGCUGUGUGAGAAAUUUAGUUCGCCUCCUUCCUUCUUCAACAAAUUCCUUGUAAAACAGCAGCUUUUUGAAGUUAAACGUCAGCUGAGCUCAGCUUUUUACUGAUUUUACUGAACAGACUUAGCGUGUAUUGUGUAAAAGAUUUACUGGAUUUAUAAACUAAAUGUUCGUAUUUUUGGUACAUGAUUACAAUAUGGUAAAUGGACUGCACUUAUAUAGCGAUUUCUAGUCUUCCGACCACUCAAAGCACUUUACAAUACAUGUCAACAAUCACACACACAGUCAUACACUGAUUGGAGAGGCUGCCAUUCAAGGUGCCAACCUGCUCAUCAGGAUCUAAUCUAAUGCACACACACACACACAUUGCUGGCGCAGCCAUCAGGAACA
Thunnus maccoyii (southern bluefin tuna) is the source of this 1655-nucleotide messenger RNA. RefSeq lists its product as uncharacterized. The record is from RefSeq and is a predicted model, not a curated record. NCBI's taxonomy places the organism in Eukaryota, Metazoa, Chordata, Actinopteri, Scombriformes, Scombridae. The coding region runs from base 209 to 1171 and encodes 320 amino acids. The transcript has 10 exons.